GUAUAUUUUUGGAGUCGAAAGGUAUCAUUUUAACUGUACAGCAUGUGUGUAUGCAUGUAUGGGCGCAUAUAGGUGUGUGCGUAUGUUUAUAUGUAUAUAUCGUAUGUCAGUGUGUAAUAUAUGAUGUAUUUCUCAGGGAAAGAACAUAUUUGUGGCCGACCUCUAUGUUGUCGCGACAUGGCGUAAGCCUACAGAAUGUGACCCACUCAUGCAUUUGCCUAUUGACGUCAAAAACAGAGAUGCUGUCGUUGUUCCCAUUUGGCAACCUGGACACUUCAUGUUAUCUAAACCUCUGCCAGUCUAUUAAUGCAGGGACUUGGACAGAGAUAAUUGGAACAGAUAUACAGGGUUUCCCGGGACAGCCAUAUGGGAAUGACUGUGGCAUCUUCAUGUUGAUGUAUGCUUUGUACGGUGUUCUGGACGCUCCCUUUGAUUUUAACAUCACUGAUAUGCCAACUUUGAGGAAGUGGUGGUGCAUAUUGUUGGUGGAAAAUUUUGAACUUGGGUGCCACGGGAAAGUGUUUGCCCAUUGGACAAAUGAGGCAAAAGCCCUCUUGCAGGGUGAAGUGCCACCAGUCUUCAGGUUGAAGAAAAGGAAAUAUGAUACCAUCGCUGAGGGGGUACAAGACAAAGAGAUGUGGACCAGAGAAAUGAUCUAAUAUAUCUUCAAUUAGACAAUGAAAAAAUAAAAGCAUAGCACGUUACAACAAUGUUGUCAUUUCUGAUGAUGAAUGAAUGAAUGUUUGAAAUAAACCACCAUUACUUGGAGCAGUUGAAG
Messenger RNA from Corythoichthys intestinalis (scribbled pipefish), 778 nucleotides. RefSeq lists its product as uncharacterized. Bases 51 to 659 code for a protein of 202 amino acids. Gene Ontology annotation, biological process: proteolysis. The record is from RefSeq and is a predicted model, not a curated record. The transcript has 7 exons. Lineage: Eukaryota; Metazoa; Chordata; Actinopteri; Syngnathiformes; Syngnathidae. Gene Ontology annotation, molecular function: cysteine-type peptidase activity.